Messenger RNA from Cicer arietinum (chickpea), 1711 nucleotides. Its product is annotated as pentatricopeptide repeat-containing protein At1g01970. NCBI's taxonomy places the organism in Eukaryota, Viridiplantae, Streptophyta, Magnoliopsida, Fabales, Fabaceae. Gene Ontology annotation, molecular function: protein binding. The record is from RefSeq and is a predicted model, not a curated record.
GCCGUCAAAGUGAAAUGAUAAAAACGCGAGUGAGUAAAAAGAAAAAGAAAAAGAAAGCAAAGCAAAGGGUUAACCGAGAGCGAGAGAGCACACACACAUCGUUGUUGGCGUGAGCAGAAAACCAUCUUCGUGCAAACUUCAAUUUCUUAAAUAAUGCUUUACAGAGGGUAACCCUAGUUAUAGCCAAACGAGAAACAAAUCUCACUAUAAGGUAAAAUGCUUUGAAUUUCUCACUUUAGAAAUUAAGAAGCCUCAAUUUGUUGCAGCAACGGGUUUCUUAUGAGAAUAUCUUAGGAAAUAUUAAUACUAUGUUUUGUGUUAAUCCUGUUUUCAUGAUGGGAACUUAUUACAAUAACCUCUUAUGCAACUUUUACUACCCAAAAAACUACUCAAUUACCAAUGAUACUGCCAAAUUUCAUCGGAUUCCGAACAGAAAAAACUUGUUAUGGAAAAAACCAAGUUAUUUUGAUUUCCAUAAGAGUGGUUUUGAUUCGGUAUUAGUUGGUGUCGGUAUGAAGGAAAUUGUUGAAGAGGCGAAUGAGGUGAUAGAAGGAAAUAACAAAAGAUUUAGGUGGGUUGAGAUACGAAAUGAUAUUACAGAAGAACAAAAGAAUGCCAUAGCUAAGCUCCCCUUCAAGAUGAUCAAGCGAUGUAAAGCCGUGAUGAGACAGAUUAUAUGUUUUUCGGCGGAAAAGGGUAAUUUAUGUGAUGUUUUGGGGGCUUGGGUGAAGAUUAUGAAGCCUACAAGAGCAGAUUGGCUUUCGGUUCUUAAAGAGUUGAAAAAUAUGGAUCAUCCUCUUCACCUUGAGGUGGCAGAGCAUGCUCUUUUAGAAGAAUCCUUUGAACCCAAUCUUCGUGAUUAUACCAAGUUAAUUCAUUAUUAUAGCAAGGAGAAUCAACUCGAAGCUGCUGAAAAUAUUUUCACAACCAUGAAGCAAAGGGGCUUCAUCUGUGAUCAAGUAAUUCUAACUACCAUGGUUCACAUGUACAGCAAGGCUGGCCAUCUUGACCGUGCCGAGGAAUAUUUUGAAGAGAUCAAAUUGCUUGGCGAACAGUUGGACAAAAGAUCAUACGGUUCAAUGAUCAUGGCCUACAUCAGAGCCGGAAUGCCUGAACAAGGAGAGAGUUUACUUGAAGAAAUGGAUGCACAAGAAAUAUAUGCAGGCAGUGAGGUUUACAAAGCAUUACUUAGAGCUUACUCGGGGAGUGGUAAUGCAGAAGGCGCGCAAAGGGUGUUUGAUGCGAUUCAGCUUGCCGGUAUCACCCCAGAUGAUAAGAUGUGUAGUCUUCUUAUUUAUGCUUAUGGUAUGGCGGGGCAAAGUCAAAAAGCUCAGAUUGCCUUUGAAAAUAUGAAAAAAGCAGGUAUUGAACCAACUGAUAAAUGCAUAUCUUUGGUACUUUUUGCUUAUGAGAAGGAAAACAUGUUAGAUACAGCAUUAGCGUUUCUGAUAGAUUUGGAGAGGGAUGGUAUCAUGGUUGGGGAAGAAACUUCCAGAAUACUGGCUGGGUGGUUCCGGAAACUCGGGGUGGUGGAAGAGGUGGAGCUUGUUUUAAGAGACUUUGCCACCAGUCAUCAAAUAAGCUAAUGUAGAAGUAUUGUAUUAUAAUUUAUUUGAAGGUUUGUCAGAGAAGUAUUCCUAAGGAAGCACUCUUGUUUUCAAUGUAAUGCAUCAACAAGAGUAAUAAUGAAAGAAAUUUGAGAAGUUCUCUA